CAACCUCAAAAACACAGUUCAGUGUGGAGAGCGGAAAAAUAACGCCUUCUGCUGGUUUAUUCAUCGUGUUAACAGCUAAACCUCAAGUCUGCAGAGCUUCAGGACUGAGUUUGAGUGAACGUGGACCAGGUGUUUAUCACAGGAGUUUAAGGCAUCAAGACCCACAGUUCCUGUCACCAUCACUGUAAAUAAUUCAGUGUAAAGAAGUUAAAAGGUGCAAACCUGCAGCAGCGACAGAGGAAAUGGCAUAUACUGUUAUGCUGAUGAUGGGUUUUCUUUCUGUUGUUGUCAUGCAGUGCAGUGCAGAAGAAACAGAGAAAGGUUCAUGCUACCGUAUAGCCCCAGGUACCCUGGCAGGUGCUGUUCUUGGUGACAUUGCUCUUACAAUAUUCAUCGUUGGCGUCACCUAUUGCUGCGCUAGUAAACGCCGGCAGAAGAAGGAAAACGCUGAAAAGGUCUACAUGAACGUCAGAGCAAACUGCAAACCCUGACGAGCCGGACAGGAUUAAGCUCUGAACAGCUACAUAAUCCUUGACCACUGACAAAAAAACUACAUAGUGCUUUAUGAAUACAAAUACAGGGUCUGGACAAUGAAACUGAAACACCUGUCAUUUUAGUGUGGGAGGUUUCAUGGCUAAAUUGGAGCAGCCUGGUGGCCAAUCUUCAUUAAUUGCACAUUGCACCAGUAAGAGCAGAGUGUGAAGGUUGGUUCAAUUAGCAGGGUAAGAGCACAGUUCUGCUCUAAAUAUUGCAAUGCACACAACAUUAUGUGUGACAUACCAGCGUUCAAAAGAGGACAAAUUGUUGGUGCACGUCUUGCUGGCGCAUCUGUGACCAAGACAGCAAGUCUUUGUGAUGCAUCAAGAGCCACAGUAUCCAGGGUAAUGUCAGCAUACCACCAAGAAGAACCAACCACAUCCAACAGGAUUAACUGUGGACGCUGUAAGAGGAAGUUGUCUGAAAGUGAUGUUCAUAAAACCACGGCUGAUCAAAUCACGGCAGAAUUCAAUGUGCACCUCAACUCUCCUGUUUCCACCAGAACUGACCGUCACCACAAUAAAUGAUUGUGCUCUAAAACCAGGUGUUUCAGUUUCAUUGUCCAACCCCUGUAGGUCUUUUCAUGUCAUGAAAAAGCUACUGAAUUGUUUUUUCAAUGAACAGUUUAUGAGUAAUGAAUGAUUUUUGUUGUGUUUAAACCCCGCUCACUAGAUAGCAGUGUUGAGUUUUUAUAUUAUGGCAUUUUCUAAAGGUCUUAAAAUUUGAUUUAACCAAUCUCAGUAUAACACCUUGCUUACAGCAGUGUUCAUUUUGACAGGUGAUUUUGACGUAGUUAUUGUAGUCUAGUUUUAACGAAAACCAAAAAAACAUUAGUCAAAUAAAUUGUAGUCAAAAUUCCGAGCUAUUAAGCGCACCUGAAUGUAAUCUGCACCCACUAAUUUUAAAAAGAAAAAAAGAAUUGGAAAUAUACAGGCUGUACCUGAUUAUUAGCCCCAGCUGUCCACAUUAUAGACAUUUACAUUGAGGAAAUAAAAAACAUGUCAGCUUCCACCUUAGACAAACACUUAAACCUUAUUUCUGCAAAAAAAAAAAAAAAAUCACAUCAUAAAACAGUAUUUUAGUAUCACUAACAAUGUUUUAAUUCUGUGUGUAAAAACCUGUGUGGAUGAC
Molecule: messenger RNA, 1668 nt
Organism: Astyanax mexicanus (Mexican tetra)
Lineage: Eukaryota; Metazoa; Chordata; Actinopteri; Characiformes; Acestrorhamphidae
Gene: hcst
Product: hematopoietic cell signal transducer
Exons: 7
Coding region: 243-491 (82 amino acids)
Biological process (GO): regulation of immune response; positive regulation of phosphatidylinositol 3-kinase/protein kinase B signal transduction
Cellular component (GO): membrane
Molecular function (GO): signaling receptor binding; phosphatidylinositol 3-kinase binding
Source: RefSeq, a predicted model, not a curated record